AUGACUGACCUGGCAGAGCGCAUGUGCUGGACGUUGAAGGUGCGGGAGAAAGAGGACGGGCUGGACAACGUGGGCGUGGCCGUUCGUGAGAGGGGGGAAGGGGAUGGGGAAGGGGACAGGGAAGGGGACAGGGAAGGGGACAGGGAAGGGGACAGGGAAGGGGACAGGGAAGGGGACAGGGAAAGGGGACGGGAAGGGGCAUGCCUAAACCCCAUGCCGGUGUUCAAGGGAGUGAGGGCGGCACAGUGGCCAGCCAUGAGCAGGGCGAGUCUGAGGGCCUUCCCUUACGUGUCUGACCGCCUCGCUCUUUCUAUUUCCCCACCACCCCGAUUCCUCCCUGCCCCCAGGUACGUUCCCAUGAAGGCGUGUCUGAACCCUGUCCCGGCCUUUAAAGCAUGCCUGAAUCCCGUGCCGGCGUUCAAGGGUAUGCGGGCGGCGCAGUGGCCAGCCAUGGGCAGGGCGAGGCUGAGGGCCGUGCCUGCGUGGCUGCAGAUGCUCAAACGAGGGGUGUUCGGUGGGCCCGCUGUUGCUGAGAUGAAACGCGACCAGAUCCACUGGAAGAAGGUGGUUGCGUUCUACGAUGCUUCUUUUGGCAUCGACUGGGGCACAGUGCGGAACGUGAUGGACAUGAACGCUCACUAUGGCGGCUUCGCAGCAGAGCUGGCAGUGUCAAAGAAGCCCCUGUGGGUGCUGAACGUGGUGCCGACAAGUGGCCCCGACUCGCUUCCGAUAGUGUUUGAGCGUGGGCUGGUGGGCAUCUACCACGACUGGUGCGAGUCAUUCAACUCGUACCCGCGCUCCUAUGACUUUCUGCACGCUGACCAUACCAACGGGCUGGUGGGCAUCUACCACGACUGGUGCGAGCCGUUCAACUCGUACCCUCGCUCCCACGACAUGCUUCACGCCGAUCAUACUGUCUCACAGGAGGUUGGCAGGUGUGACAUCACCGCUGUGCUGCCCGAGAUGGAUCGUCUGCUCCGCCCGGAGGGGAGGCCGUGUUCCGCGACCAUACCCGCAUGGGGGGGUCGUUUCAUGCCUUGUCCCUCCGUUUUUUUACAACUGUGUGACAUCACGUCUGUGCUGCUCGAGAUGGAUCGUCUGCUUCGCCCAGAGGGCUGGGCAGUGUUCCGUGACCAUACCCGCAUGGGGGGGUCUAUCCUCAACAUCGCAACAUCCUUCCGCUGGCGCCUCAAGUUCAACAAGACCGAGGGCGGAGAGGUGCUGCUGGCGUUCCAAAAGGGCUUCUGGCGACCCAAGGAAGCAGAGGAGGAGGCAGCUUGA
Molecule: messenger RNA, 1281 nt
Organism: Closterium sp. NIES-65
Lineage: Eukaryota; Viridiplantae; Streptophyta; Zygnematophyceae; Desmidiales; Closteriaceae
Source: the annotation of a GenBank genome assembly